AUGUCAAGUUAUAAGGUCCACUAUUUCCCAGGCUACGGCAAAGCUGAGCCAAUUAGAAUGCUUCUGGCUCAUGCCAAAAUUGAAUUUGAAGAUGUUCACUAUACACCAGAGACUCUUCCAGCAGCUAAGGCUUCAGGAAAUCUUGAAUUUGGUUAGAUGCCAGUUCUUGAGAAAGAUGGAAAAUUCUACUCGCAAUCACAAGCAAUUCUUAGAUUCCUUGGAAAAGAGCUAGGAUACUACCCUGAGGAUACAUACCAUGGAUAUCUCGUUGAUUCAACUCUUGACUUCAUCAAUGAUUUAACCAAUGCAAGAUUUAAAGCAAAUAAUCAUCCAGAACCUGAGACUAAAAAACAACUCUUAGCUGAUUUUUAUGAAAAAGUUCUCUCAAAUUUCUUCCUAGCAAUCUAAAAGAGACUUGAAGCAAACUCAAGCCCAGAUAAGAUCGUUGGUGACAAAGUAACUAUUGCUGAUAUUGCAUUGGCUGCCAUUGCUUACAGCUUCUUCCUCAAUGAGAACAAUCUCUCAAAAACUGAAUACUAGGAAGUUCUCAACAAAUUCCCAAAAGUCCUUGAUUAUUUCAAUGGCUUAGGUGAAUUGCUUAAGGAAUAUCUUGCAGCUAGAGCACCUUCACCUUGGUGA
Messenger RNA from Stylonychia lemnae, 639 nucleotides. The record is from the annotation of a GenBank genome assembly. NCBI's taxonomy places the organism in Eukaryota, Ciliophora, Spirotrichea, Sporadotrichida, Oxytrichidae.